Anolis sagrei ordinatus is the source of this 4037-nucleotide messenger RNA. RefSeq names its product intercellular adhesion molecule 5 (gene ICAM5). Gene Ontology annotation, molecular function: integrin binding. NCBI's taxonomy places the organism in Eukaryota, Metazoa, Chordata, Lepidosauria, Squamata, Anolidae. Gene Ontology annotation, biological process: cell-cell adhesion. The record is from RefSeq and is a predicted model, not a curated record. Gene Ontology annotation, cellular component: plasma membrane.
GCGCUUGGAAACGGGAUGCAGGAAUGGCUGGACCACUCAGCAGAUGCCGUGGUGCAGGGCCGCGGGGGGCCUCUGUUCUUUCUGAGUUAUUGGCGCUGAUGGAGAGUGGGGAUGGGGGAGGACAGGACUGGGAGAGAUUGAAAAACUGAAAGAAAGGAAAUAGAGAUUCCUCUGCCCCUGCUUUCUCGGCCGCCUCUGCUUCUUCCUUUUCCUUAGAUACCAAGUUACCAACGCUAAACCAAUCCAGAGCCCCCCUCCCCUCCGCUCGCUUGCUAAUCUCUCUCCUUUCCCCCCUCCUUCCCUCCCUCCAUCCAUCCCUCCCUCUCUCUUUCCCUCUCCAGCUCAGCUUCCUCAGCCAUGAAGCUCCCGAAGCAGCUCUUUCUCCCCUCCUGCUCCCUCCUCCUCCUCCUCUUCUUCCUCUUCCUCCUCUUCCUCCAGCACACUGGAGCUGAACAGCACGUGUUUGAUGUGUCUGUUUGGCCGGAAAACCCUGUGGUGGCACGUGGAGGGUCUCUCUGGCUGAAUUGCAGCACCAGCUGCCGGGAGGCAGAUGCCAAGGGAGACUUGGAGACAUCGCUGAUCAAGGAGAGGGGAGACAAUGGGACCGGCUGGGCAGCUUUCCAGCUUGUGAAUAUCACAGAGUGGGUGUCUGCCGCGGAGUGCUCCUUCAGCUGCUACGGAGAACAUAAAUCUGUGCCUGCAAACAUCGUGGUGUAUCGGAUUCCACAGCAGGUUGUUUGGGAUCCAGUGCCAAUGAUGGAGGUUGGUAGAGUCUAUAACCUUACGUGCCGAGUUGCUGAUGCCGCCCCACUUCGCAACCUCACUGUGACCCUGCUCAAAGGGAAGAAGAAACUACACAUGGAGACCUUUGAGGAUAAUACUGCUCCUGAAGCCAGGGACAUUGUGGUGACCCACUCUAUAACUGCUCAAGAGAAGGACCACCAUGUAGAAGUCAGUUGCCACGCAACUCUGGAUCUGAGGCCUGAAGGUCCACUCUUUGAGAAGUCUUCUCUGAGCAAGGUCUUAGAAGUUUAUGAUUUCCCAAUGGACCCUCAGAUUCAUACGUUGCCCUACCUGGAAGCCAACACCACCAUCACAGUACAAUGUGAUGUUGUUGGGGUUUUCCCAGCUGAAGAGGCCCUUUUCGAAAUGGCCUUUGCAGAGGAGAGGCUGAAAGUCAACACUACUGUACUGGGCGAUACAGUGAAAGCCCAAGCUGCAAUCUCAUCCUUAUCAACAGGAAACCAUACGUUGAGCUGCACAGUGACCCUGGGACCAGAGACCAAAUCUGUGAUAGAGACCAUACACGUUUACAGUUUUCUUGAGCCUUCCCUAGAAGUUUAUCCAUCUCAGACCCUUGUAAACAACCCAGUGACCUUUGUCUGCAAUUCUUCAGCCACUCAGCCCCUCCGCAUUUCUCUUCAGAGCCAAAAUGCUUCUGGAAGAAGCUUGGCUACCAGUAAGCAUCUCCCUCUGCAGUUCACCCUGAUAGCUCAAGAGGAAGACAACGGAAGGGAAUUUGUUUGUGAAGCCGAACUCAUAAUUGGUGGAGACAUCAUCAUUAAGCGUACAUCUGCCAACCUUACUGUCUUCUAUGUGCCGGAAAUGGAUGGCUCGACUUGUCCAGACAACCACACGUGGGUGGAAGGAACACGGCAAAGGCUCCAGUGCAUGGCUAAGGGGAACCCAGAGCCGUCUGUGACUUGCAUCAAAGACAGCAUCACUCGCAAUAUGCAAAGGGAGGAGCUGGUUAACCGCAGUCAUGCUGGCAUCUACAACUGCACGGCCACAAAUGAGUUUGGCUCAACAACGAAAGCUGUCACCAUCCAUGUGGAAUAUGGGUCUGAGCUGAAUGAGUCUGGAUGCCCUAAUAACCAAACAUGGCUGGAAGGAAGCCUACAGAAACUCAAUUGCCAAGCUGAUGGCAUACCAAUCCCAGAGGUCUCUUGUGUAAAGGAUGGAAAAGUGUUUGAUGUCCAAAAAGUGCAGAAUGUCACACAAAGCUAUGCUGGCAUCUACGAGUGCAAUGCUACCAAUGUACAUGGGUCAAGUAGCAAGAUGGUCACCAUCAAGAUAGAAUAUGAACCAGACAUGGACAAUUCAAGUUGUCCACAUAACUGGACCUGGAUAGUAGAGACAGAACAAAUGUUCACUUGCUUUGCCUGGGGAGACCCAGAGCCAACUGUUGAGUGCACCAAAAAUGGCACCAGUUAUACCCCUGGUAUUCUUCAGAUUGUUACCAAAGAAUACGCUGGCACUUAUCUCUGCACAGCCACAAACAAGCAUGGCUCUAGCUCCAGGACUGUGAACAUCCAAGUAGAAUAUAAGCCAGAAAUGGAUGAAUCCAGCUGUCCAAGCAACUGGACUUUGGUGGAGGGGGAACUACCUAACUUUGCCUGUACAGCUGAGGGGGUUCCAACUCCAGAGGUUGUAUGUACGAAAGAUGGUUUAUCAUAUCAUUUAACCCAAGGACAAGGGAUCCCUGCUUACAGUGGAGUCUUCUGGUGUAAUGCUACUAACAGACAUGGGACUGUGACCAAGGCUGUCAUUGUUGCAGUUGAAACCAAACCCCAAAUGGAUGACUCCAACUGCCCAAGUAACCAGACCUGGCUAGAGGGGACCCUGCACUCACUGUCCUGUGAAGCCAAUGGGACUCCUACCCCAGUGGUCUUCUGCACCAAAGAGGGAGCCACUGAAGAGUUGUACAGAGAGAGGAACAUCAGCAGGAAUGACUCCGGCAUUUACCAGUGCAAAGCCACUAAUGGUCAUGGAACUGAGAAGAGGAUGGUGAAUGUGCAAGUGGAAUACAGGCCUAUAAUCUCCAUUUUGGCUGUCAACGCUUCUUUGCCCAUCAGAAGGGGAGAAAACUUCACCAUUGCCUGCCAUGCAGAUGGUUACCCAGCUGUCAACUACACCUGGAAGGUACCUCAGGCCCCCAAUCUCAACUAUGUUGAAAAUAACAGCACUCUGACUGUUAUUGGAGCACAUAGACAAAAUAGUGGUGUGUACAAGUGCACAGCGAGCAACAAACACGGACAGCAGCACAGUCAGGUGGAAAUCCAUGUAGAAGAUCACUGGCUAUAUAUUAUUGUCGUCAUAGCAAUUGCUGGUGCCACCAUGUUGGUCCUGGGAGGAAUGGCCGGGGUCAUUUACUACCUGAAGUCUACAGCCUGUAAAAAAGGAGAGUACAACGUGCGUGACGCAGAGAACUCAACUGAGGCCACUUGUCUAAAUCGUGAAAGGCCUUGUGAUGUUGACAUCUACGGUAUACAGCUCACCAGGACCUGAAAAAAAAACCCUGAGCUGGUAUCCCUAGGCCUUGCUGGCCUAGAGACAGAUACCACCUCUGCUUCUGAAAGAUGGAUGUUUGGACCAUGCAGUCUUCUGUUUAACUGUGGAAUUUGUUAGCAGCCGAUUCAUAGGCUUAGGAUGCAGGGCAGACUUUUAUGGCUACAGCUUUGAGUACUAGCCAGACCUUUACACAACACUUGCUCGGAUGAGUCUCAAAGUCUCUCUUUUUGUCCAGGCUCCAUGUUGCUUCUUCAGUUGGAACAGCAAAAAUGUUGCACUUGGGCAGCGUAGUAGUAUUUUGAUGAAGAUUCAAUUUAUACCUGUUAACGUCCAAUUAGAACCAUUUCGGCUUCACUCAACGUUUGCUUUCAAAAAUCCCAGUUGACUGGUGCCUUGCCAAAGUCGGAAGUAUCAACUUUGGGACACAGAAUUGUGUGUAAGGAGCAGAAUUUCCUGCUAAGAUCAGACAAAGAAUGUAAUUUUAAAAACUGAAUGGCAAGGAACUUUAAGAGAAUGUUUUGAACUGACGGUUACUCAUAGAGUAACUCUGAGAAUUGGUCAACUGGAUCAAGAUACCAUGGAGAUAUACUUAAAGUGGAUUCGUGCAAUUUUGUUCCAUUUUGGUUUAACUGUGGUGCUAACUGAAUUACACUACAUGAAAUUAAGUUUGCUGUUCUCUAAAAUAUGGCACAAUGAACAGCCAAGCCAAACUAUAUGAAUCCUGCGUAAACAGAGUUUUCCAUUCA